Hydra vulgaris (swiftwater hydra) is the source of this 3896-nucleotide messenger RNA. RefSeq names its product collagen alpha-1(II) chain. Gene Ontology annotation, biological process: extracellular matrix organization. Lineage: Eukaryota; Metazoa; Cnidaria; Hydrozoa; Anthoathecata; Hydridae. Gene Ontology annotation, molecular function: extracellular matrix structural constituent conferring tensile strength. The record is from RefSeq and is a predicted model, not a curated record.
UGUCAUUACCUUCUCUUUUAGAUUAGAAAUCAUGAAUGGCUUCAUCACAAACUUCUUUUAAAUUAGAAAUCAUGAAUGGCUUCACCACAAACUUCAUACUGAUGAUUAUUUUAUUGAAUAUUUUAUGUAAAAUGAAUACUUUAGUUGCUGGCACUGCUGGAGAGACACCAGUUUUUGACAGUGCAGAAGAUACAAGGAAUGAUGCUGCUGGAGGGAUGACACCAGUUUUAGACAGAGCAGAAGAUACAAGGAAUGAUGCUUCUGUAGAGAUGACACCAGUUUUUGACAUUGCAGGAGAUACAAAGAAUGAUGACAUUGCAAAAGAUUCUGAAAAUGAAUCAGAUGGAGAGCGUGCUGUCAUAGAAAGUCAACUUGAAGUAAGCAAGCUUAGAGUAAAAAGACAAUUUGAAUAUAAAAUUCCUCCAGAUUUUGUUAGAUUGUCAACUUGGGAAUUAGGAACGCAAGGAGCUCAGGGAGACACUGGAUUAUCAGGAGAAAAAGGGUUACAAGGAGCCAAGGGUUCAAAGGGGUAUAAAGGAAUGCAAGGAUAUAGAGGACAUCCUGGCAAAACUGGUGAAAAAGGCCAAUUUGGUGAAUCAGGGUCUAUUGGUCCAGCUGGAAAAAGAGGAAUUACUGGUGAAAAAGGAGAAGAAGGACCUGUUGGACCAAUGGGUCAUAUUGGAAGACAAGGCCCAAUUGGAAUUGUUGGGAAACCUGGACAACAAGGCCCACCUGGAGAACAAGGUUAUGUUGGUCCAAAAGGAGAAAAGGGUUAUCCAGGAGAUCCAGGAAUUGUUGGAGCAGUAGGUGAAGAUGGUCCACCAGGUUUGAUGGGAAAGACUGGACCACCUGGUCGUAUGGGUGAACCUGGAGAUCAUGGGUACCCAGGUCCUCCAGGUGCUUUUGGCGAACAAGGACAAGAGGGCAUAGCAGGUGAUCAUGGCCCACCUGGUAAUAAAGGAGACAAAGGUGUUGAUGGAGCCAUCGGACGAACAGGAGUGGUUGGAAUAAAAGGAGAAAGGGGUGUUCCUGGAAUAAAAGGUAACAUUGGAGAGAGAGGACCAAAAGGUAAAAAAGGUAUGAAUGGUAUGCCAGGUCCAGUUGGUGUUCCAGGAAUUCCUGGUUACAAGGGUUUUCCAGGAAUGUUUGGUGAGGAAGGUACUCCGGGUACUACUGGAAAAAAGGGUGAAAAAGGUUUACAAGGUGGGAAAGGUAUUGCUGGCAGUAAAGGGGAAAAGGGUUCUCAUGGUGAUUUUGGAAAUAAAGGUUUACCUGGAAUUAAGGGUUCAAAAGGGUACCCUGGUGAAGUUGGAGAUUCUGGAAUGGAAGGUCAAGUGGGUGCUAAAGGCAAAAAGGGGGACAUAGGAAUUCCAGGUGAAAAGGGAGAUAGAGGGGAUGAAGGGCAAAAAGGAUUUCAUGGUGAAAAUGGGAACAAGGGUAAACGAGGAGUUAUUGGAUCUCCUGGUAACAUUGGUUUGAAAGGACCUCAAGGACAGAUUGGAUUACCAGGAAAUAUUGGCCAAUCAGGUCUGGUUGGCCUCAAGGGUGUCAAAGGAGAAGUUGGUGCAACUGGUGAAAAUGGUAAUCAGGGACCAGAAGGUAAAAAAGGCCCAUCAGGAAAAACUGGGAAAAAAGGAAGAGAUGGUCCAAAGGGAGAUAAAGGUAUAUCUGGAAGUGAUGGAGAACCUGGAGAGUUGGGCCAAGUUGGUGAUGAUGGUGAUCCUGGAGAGCCAGGUGCUAUGGGAUUACCGGGAAUAAAAGGUGAGCAAGGAAACAUUGGUCCUGAAGGUAUUAUGGGAUUUGCUGGGAUACCAGGUGACAUUGGUGCUGUUGGUCUAGAAGGAAUUCAAGGACCUCCAGGAUUGCAAGGAAUAAUUGGACAAGAUGGAGAUGUUGGAUUACCAGGAGAUAAAGGAAGACGAGGAGAUAAAGGAAAAAAAGGCAUAAGGGGAAAACAGGGAGAUAUUGGUUUACCUGGUGAAAUUGGUAGUAUAGGGCAUCCUGGUGAAAAAGGUGUUGCUGGUGAACCAGGUGAUCAAGGUACUCCAGGCAAAAAAGGAAGAAUGGGUAACAUAGGAAAACCUGGUCCUGAUGGUCCUCAAGGACUUGUUGGGUUUCCAGGGAAAAAAGGUAAAUCUGGAAAAAAAGGUUUUCCUGGCCAACCAGGGCAGAAUGGUUUGCAAGGGGUUAGUGGUAUAAAUGGAAUUCCUGGUGCAAAAGGCAUUCAAGGUACAACUGGGGCACCUGGUCUACCAGGUUUAAGUCCAUCAGGAAGAAAGGGAGAAAAAGGUGAUCAAGGUUUAACAGGCUCAAAAGGAGUGCCUGGUCGAAAGGGUGAUUUUGGAGAUAGUCCAAGAGGUACCAAAGGAGUUGCUGGACUUGUGGGAAUCCGUGGAGAUAGCGGGUCAUCAGGAGAAAAAGGAGAUAUGGGUGCUAAGGGCCAAAAGGGUGACAAAGGCAAUAAUGGUGAAAUUGGUGAUAAAGGAACUGAUGGUCUGCCUGGAGAUAUUGGUAUCCCUGGGAGUAAUGGAAAAACUGGAGAACAAGGAAAAAUGGGUGAAAGUGGAAAAAAAGGUCAAAAAGGAAAUCCAGGGGAAACGGGACUUUUUGGAAUACCUGGUAAAGAUGGAAUUGAUGGACAAAUGGGUGAAGAUGGUCCUGAUGGAUCUAAAGGAGUCAAAGGAGAAAUUGGAAUGCCUGGUUUAGAUGGCCAACCUGGUAAACAAGGUUUACCUGGAAAUAAUGGUUUACCUGGUAUAAAGGGUCCUGUAGGAGAAAUGGGACCACCUGGUUUGCAAGGUGGUAUUGGACCUAUGGGAGAGGAAGGUCCACCUGGUUUUGCAGAUGGUAUUGAAAUAUCUGAUACAAUGGAUAAGAUUAGUUUUACUGGAACUCGAUCUGGUAAUGUUGGUGUGAAAGGCUCCCAGGGAGAUGAUGGUGAACCUGGAUUAAUUGGACCUCCUGGAUAUACUGGCUUAGAAGGAGACCCAGGUGAACCAGGACCACAGGGUCCUAUGGGAGAAAAUGGAAAUCAGGGCUUACAAGGUGAAAAUGGAGAAAAAGGUGACGAGGGAGAUGAAGGUUUUCAAGGUGAAAUCGGAAAUCCCGGAGAACCUGGUUUACCAGGACUUCCUGGUAUUCCUCCUAUUGAAAGUUUUAUUCCCAGAAGUGCGUGGAAUGAAUACAAUAAAGAUCCUGCUCGGUACUAUCACAUAGUUGCUGAUCAGUAUUUAACAUACUUGGGCAACGAAAUUGAAAGUAUUAAACAUCCUCAUGGAACACAGGGAAACCCAGCAACAAAUUGUAAAGAAAUUUAUGAUAACGGAGGAAAGUUUCUCGAUGGUUACUAUUGGGUGGAUCCAACUCGAGGUUGUUCUUGGGAUGAAUUUCGAGUGUUUUGUAACUUUACAGCUGGCGGUGAAACUUGUAUUAUUAGCAACAAAACGGAGUUCACUAUAAAACAAGAUGCUAAUGAACAUCAAAAUAAUAUUUCUCUUGCAUCACUGCACGGGGAGGUAAAUUAUGGUCUUCGUAUACCACAGUUUAACUUUAUCCGCUUAUUAAGUUACAAAGUGCAUCAAACUGUUACUUUACACUGUUUAAAAAGUUUUAAAUUUUUGGAUAAUAUUUAUUUACAUGGAUGGAACAAAAAACGCUUUAAUGCUGCUGACAAAAACCGCGUUACUGUUAUUGAAAAUACUUGCAAUAAUAGUCCUGGAAAAAUUGUUUUGCGAAUCGCUACUGAUAUGGAUUUGAAGGAUUUACCCAUAAUUAAUGUUUCUUUAAAACAAAGCGGCAUAGAAACAAUAUUUCUUGGACAAGCAUGUUUUUUAUAACUUUAAAAUCUAAAAACUGUUAAUUAACGUAUUUUCUGUAUAAAUGUUUUUAUUUUUAAA